AUGACAUGGCUUGAGAUACUCGAUCAUAGCGAAAGCUUGGUCCCCCCAAAGAGUGGAAAGAAAGUCGCUCCCGCCCCCUUCCCCCAGGGGAAGGCUGGUGCUGGUAAGAAGGGCCAAAAGAACCCAUUGAUCGAGAAGCGCUCUCGUAACUUCGGUAUCGGCCAGGACAUUCAACCCAAGCGCAACCUGUCUCGCAUGGUUAAGUGGCCGGAAUAUGUCCGCCUCCAGCGCCAAAAGAAAAUCCUCAACCUCCGCCUCAAGGUUCCACCAGCGAUUGCUCAGUUCCAGAACACCCUCGACCGUAAUACCGCUGCCCAGGCAUUCAAGUUGCUUAACAAAUACCGACCAGAAUCGAAGGCUGAAAAGAAGGAGCGUCUCCACAAGGAGGCUACCGCUGUCGAAGCCGGUCAGAAGAAGGAAGAUGUUAGCAAGAAGCCAUACACUGUCAAGUAUGGUCUCAAUCAUGUUGUUGGUUUGAUCGAAAAUAAGAAAGCGUCCUUGGUUCUUAUCCCCAAUGACGUUGACCCGAUUGAGCUUGUUGUUUUUCUUCCUGCCUUGUGCCGCAAGAUGGGCGUUCCAUACGCUAUUGUUAAAGGCAAGGCUAGACUUGGAACGGUGGUUCAUAAGAAGACUGCCGCUGUCGUUGCCCUUACUGAAGUCCGUGCCGAAGACAAGACCGAAUUCUCUAAACUUGUUUCCGCUAUUAAAGAGGGAUACAGCGAAAAGUACGAGGAGUCUAAGCGCCAUUGGGGUGGUGGUAUUAUGGGUGCCAAGGCUGUUUCACGGCAAGAAAAGAAGCGUCGAGCCAUUGAAAAUGCGGUUAAAGUCUAA
Molecule: messenger RNA, 831 nt
Organism: Ophidiomyces ophidiicola
Lineage: Eukaryota; Fungi; Ascomycota; Eurotiomycetes; Onygenales; Onygenaceae
Gene: rpl8
Product: 60S ribosomal protein L8
Exons: 4
Coding region: 1-831 (276 amino acids)
Biological process (GO): ribosome biogenesis
Cellular component (GO): ribonucleoprotein complex
Source: RefSeq, a predicted model, not a curated record